AUGAUGUUCUCUAAUUACUCCUUUUGGCGCUUUUGCCUUCUUUCCCUUCCAUUAGCAUCUGCAUUGACUGUCCCUCAAAAGCCUCUGGCUGAACUGUCCGACGAUAUAAUUUCCGAGCCUAACCAGGAUCUCGCGGUCGAUGAUACUGCAUUCAAUAUAUCAGACUACACGUCGGUUGAUGAAUGGAAUCCUACCAAAUUUGACUACGAUGUUGUCAUUGUAGGUGGUGGCCCUGCUGGUCUCGCUGCAUCUAUGUCUUUGGCUCGAGUUGCGCGGACAUCACUCUUGUACGAUUCGCAGGAGUACCGCAAUGAGCAGACAAGAUACAUGCACGAUGUGCUUGGCCAGGAUGGCCAAGUACCAUUGAAGUUCCGGGCAGCGGUCAGACAGCAGAUCGAUGAGCUAUAUCCCGAUUAUUCGUUCUGGGCAACACGCAAGACAAAAGUCACUGGCAUUAUCUCUUUGGAAAAGGGCUUCCGCGUUUACGACGAUAAGGGUGGAAAAGUCACUGCCAAGAGGGUCAUUCUAGCUACUGGCAUCAAGGAUAUCCUCCCCAACAAGCCUGGAUUUGCCGAAGCUUUUGGACGGGGUGUGUUUUGGUGCCCAUGGUGCGACGGACACGACUAUAAGAAACGCAAGAUGGUUGUCUAUGGCAAGCUUGCAAGCGCUAUUGGGUCUGCAUUGAACCUCAGGAAGCUUACUACGGAUAUAACCAUCGUGACCGGUGGCGCACUCACCAAAGAAGACAAGGAUGAAGCAGAAGCACGCUGGCCCGGCUGGGAGACUGUUGUCAAGAAGACCUACAACAUCCCUAUCAGGGAGAACGAUAUUACGAAGGUCGAGCGUACCACAACAGCCAUAGAACCCAAAGAUGACGAAUAUAAAAUUCAUCUGAAUGGUGGCAGCCCCAAUCCUUUGGUGACGAAUGGUAUGCUUAUUUCUGUGCCUACUGCACAAACAUCAAGUCUACACAAGCAGCUGCGCUUGGAAAUGGAUGGCAAGUCCGUAAAGGUCAAAAGCAACAUGGAGUCCAGUGUUGGUGGACUUUAUGUUGUUGGUGAUGCAAAUAACGAUGGCUCGACGAAUGCCUAUCACGCGAUGUGGUCGGCCAAGCGCGCAUGCGUCAACGCCCAUGUCUCCAUGUCGAAGCAGGAAUACCUCGAUGAUGUACCUCUUGCUAUGGUCGCAGCGGCAGGAGGCGAGGAAGAAUUUUACCGCCUUCAAAUCGAUGAUCUUGAGCUUCAGAUGGGAAGUGAUGUUGAGCAGAUGUAUAAAGCACUGGGAGGUUGA
This is a messenger RNA of Penicillium soppii, 1290 nucleotides long. RefSeq names its product NAD(P)/FAD-dependent oxidoreductase. The transcript has 3 exons. The record is from RefSeq and is a predicted model, not a curated record. The coding region runs from base 1 to 1290 and encodes 429 amino acids. Gene Ontology annotation, molecular function: oxidoreductase activity. Lineage: Eukaryota; Fungi; Ascomycota; Eurotiomycetes; Eurotiales; Aspergillaceae.